This is a messenger RNA of Anolis sagrei ordinatus, 1543 nucleotides long. Its product is annotated as suppressor of cytokine signaling 3-like. The record is from RefSeq and is a predicted model, not a curated record. Gene Ontology annotation, biological process: phosphatidylinositol phosphate biosynthetic process; intracellular signal transduction. Lineage: Eukaryota; Metazoa; Chordata; Lepidosauria; Squamata; Anolidae. Gene Ontology annotation, molecular function: 1-phosphatidylinositol-3-kinase regulator activity. Gene Ontology annotation, cellular component: phosphatidylinositol 3-kinase complex.
GGCCAAUGAAAAGGGGCGCCAUUCAUAAACACAAAUACUCGGCCACGCUCCUCCCAGCCACACGCAGCAGGAGAGAGAGAGAGAGAGAGAGAGAGGGAGAGAAGGAGGGAAGGAAGGUUUCCCCUUCCCGCCCAGACGAGACCAGCUUCGAUCGGAACCGAAUCGGAUCAAUUUCAAGAUUUUCCCUGCAAGCCCUUUCCUUUCCCUGCUCAUUUCCCAUCAAACGGCAGCCAGCAAUGCCUUGAAAUUGCCACAUUGGCGCUCCUUAAGGGUCUUUUUCUCUCCCCUUCCCCAAAACCCUCCUCCUUUCCUUCCUUCCUUCCCUUUCCUUCCCCUCUAUCACCAAAGGAGGCUUCUUCUCGCCCCCCCCCGACACGCGUCACCGCAUUCACACCGCUUCCAGGAAACACGGGAUUUUUGGGAACUCCUCAUCUCUCCCCAACUUCUGCCUCUCUCUCUCUUUCUUUCUUUCUCCUCCUCUUCCAGAGUCCCGACCCAGGAAAGGGACGGCUAUAAAGGUUCACUUGGCAAGGUUUUGACUUUAUUUUGGGGGGAAAGAUGGGCCAGGCAAGCGGACGUGUGAGCCGCCAAUCCCGCGAAAGGAAGCCCGCUUUUUGAAUCUGGAGAGAGAGCUUUGGCUUUCCUUCUCUUCCCUCCGAAGGAUCACUCCGGCGCUUCUGCUUCCUGCCAAAGAUGCCGCUACGGUAGCCAAGCAAGAUCUUUCUGGGCCAACUGGAGGCGCAAUGGUCCCCCUGUGCUGGUGCUGCCCGUCGGCACCUGCCCCAGCUGUGGCGGCCAUGAGUGGCGCGGCCACCACUUCCUACCACUUCAAGAGUUUCUGCGGGGAAUUUGAGCGGGUGGAAAGUGCCCUGGAACGCUUGGAGGCCAGUGGAUAUUACUGGGGCAGCUUGUCCGGAGCAGAAGCCAAGCAGCUCUUAACCUCACAGCUGCCUGGGGUCUUCCUGGUGCGGGACUCCUCGGACCACCACCACCUCUUUACCCUGAGCGUCCGCACCACCACGGGCAUCACUAACCUGCGCAUCCAGCAACAGGGCUCAACCUUCCACCUGGAGGCCCUGCCUGGGGCUGGCCAUCCUCCCGCUUUCCGCUGCGUGGUCCAGUUGGUGGAACAUUACCUCUGCCUGGGGGCCGUCGAUGGAGGACCCUGCUACCUGGAGAGGGAGGGACAACCGCCCGUGCCUUUGGCCCUCACUCAGCCGCUCCGGUGCAAAGUGCCCACGCUCCAGGAAUUGUGCCGCCGGGCCGUGCGAACCAAUGUUCAGGGCAGAGGGGACCUCAGGGCUCGCUUGCAAGGGCUACCGGUACCCCAGGGAUUGUUGAACUCACUAUGCAGCUGAAUGGGACAGAAGGGAUAUGGAAGGAGGGCGGUGAGGAGGCCUCCUCUAAGGCCUGGAAAUGCAGGUGGAGUCUUUCCUCCUAAAUAUUCUCUGCACAAUACAAGGACAGGACUGGCAGCCCACAGUGUAAUAUUGAGGAUAUCCUAUUGUUUUUCGUAGAAUAAAGCAACUGGGAUAUUCUGAAA